This is a messenger RNA of Pedinophyceae sp. YPF-701, 1995 nucleotides long. The record is from the annotation of a GenBank genome assembly. NCBI's taxonomy places the organism in Eukaryota, Viridiplantae, Chlorophyta, Pedinophyceae.
AUGACGAUGAAGCUGCUGACGUACGCUGAAGGAUGGGAGGAGCCCGAGGUGUUCUCGGAGAUGGCGGCGUGCGUUCCGUGCGAGAGGAAGGAGCCGGCGGGCCACGGGUUCCUCCGCGCGUGUCUCCGGCAGCUCGGGCUCGAGCCGUACAAGGACGACGGCGCCGGGGACUCUCGCCGCGGCGGCGCGUCGUCCGGCGCGUCGAGCUCGAGCGAGGCGGGGGAGGACGACGGGGCGGACGACAGCGGCGUGGACGUCGAGGGCCUCAAGGCCAAGGCGCAGUUCAAGGGCAAGGGCAAGAAGAAGGAGAAGAAGAAGGACGAGGACUUCUACGCGCUCCUGGGGCUCGGAGCGGAGCGCUGGAUUGCCAGCGAGAAGCAGAUUCGCGACGCGUACCGCAAGGCCGCGCUGACGAUGCACCCGGACAAGGCCGCGCAGAACGGCCUGACCCACGACGAGGCCGACGCCCGCUUCAAGGUCCUCCAGGACGCGUACAACACUCUGUCGGACCCGAAGAAGCGCCGCGAGUACGACUCGACGCUCGAGUUCGACGACUUCCUGCCGUCCAGCGCCGAGUCCGACCAGGACUUCUACCGCGUGUUCGGCGCGGCGUUCGCGCGGCAGGCCCGCUGGAGCGAGCGCAAGCCCGUCCCGAAGCUCGGAGACGACUCCACGCCGUACGACUACGUAUUGCGGUUUUACGAGUUCUGGUUCAAGUUCAAGAGCUGGCGGGUGUUCCCGCACCCGGACGAGGAGGACGAGGAGAGCGCGGAGGGGCGCGACCACCGGCGGUGGAUCCGGCGCAACAACGAGAAGCUGCGGGCCAAGGAGAAGAAGAAGGAGGGCGCGCGGCUGCGGGAGUUCGUGGACAACGCGUACAGCUGCGACCCGCGCGUGCAGGCGCGCGUCGCGGCGGAGAAGGAGAAGCGCGAGGCGCGGAAGAAGGAGAAGGCGGAGGAGCGGGCGCGCAGGGAGGCGGAGGAGAAGGCGGCGGCGGCGGCGGCGGCGAAGGCGGCGGAGGAGGAGGAGGAGCGGCGGCGGGCGGAGGAGGAGGCGCGGCGGCGUGCAGAACAAGUUGAGAAAAAGGCUCUGCGGAAGGAACGAGCGCGGCUAUCUAAGCUGCUCGCGUCCGGCGCGGGGGGCGCGGACAUCGAGGGCGCGGACGUCGACGCGCUGUGCCAGGACCUGGGCCUCGCGGAGAUGUCGGAGCUGUGCCGCGCGGUGGAGGAGGGCGGAGACGCGGCGCCGCGGGCCGUGCAGGACGCGCUGGGCAGCGUGCGGGCGAAGCGGGCGGCCGCGGAGGAGGCGCGGCAGCGCGAGCUCGCGGAGAUGGAGGCGCGCAAGGAGAGGGAGGCGGCGGAGGCAGAGGCAGCGAAGGCGCGCGCGAUGACGGAGUGGUCCGCGGAGGAGCUGCGGCUGCUCGACAAGGCGGUGAACGAGAAGUUCCCGCCCGGGUCUCAGCGGAGGUGGGAGAACAUCGCGGCGUACGUGCGCACGCGGACCGUCGACGAGGUGCUCGUGAUGGUCAAGCAGCGCCUGAGCAAGGGCCACGUCCCGCAGGCCAUGCGGCACGACAAGUACGAGAUCCCGGAGAAGCGGACGGGGAACCUGGUGAUUACGUCGGAGGCGUCGGUGCGGGACAGGGCGUUCACGGACGUGGCCGUGGCGGGUGGCGGGAAGGCUGCGGCGGAGGGGAAGGCUGCGGCGGGCGGGGCGGCGGGCGGGGCGGUCGGGCGCGACCUAAAGGGGGAUGCGUCGGUGGCGACGCCGAAGAGCGCGGCCAAGGUGGUGAGUGCGGCGAGCGGGGCGUGGACGGACGUGCAGGAGAAGGCGCUCGUGAAGGCGAUGAAGGCGUUCGGGAAGGACGUGCCGGACCGCUGGGCGCGCGUGGCGGAGGCCGUGCCGGGCAAGUCGGAGGCCGAGUGCAAGCUGCGGUUCAAGGAGCUGACCGCGGCGUUCAAGGCGAAGAAGGAGGCCGCGAAGGCGGGGAAGUGA